AUGCAGGACCAUCACCAUCACGCCUACCACCAGCAUGCCGACCACCACCAUCACCAGCAGCAGCAUGCCUACUCCCCUGCGCCGCAGCAGCACUACGCCUAUCCUCCUGUGGUAGGCCCUCCCUACGGAGGCGCCGUGAACGAGGUCCACGUCUACCACCACGCGGCCCCAAGCUUCCCUGAGUACGUGCCCGACGAGCUUCGCGGCCGCGUGGCCGACGGCGACUACGUCGCGCACAUCCGCCAACUCAACUCCGACCUGUCCCGUGCCAGCUGGGGCCCCUGUUGCCAUGUAGUUUGA
Molecule: messenger RNA, 300 nt
Organism: Acanthamoeba castellanii str. Neff
Lineage: Eukaryota; Discosea; Longamoebia; Acanthamoebidae
Exons: 2
Coding region: 1-300 (99 amino acids)
Source: RefSeq, a predicted model, not a curated record